AUGACUCGUUUCAAUGGUUGUAUUGAUCUCCAUAAUGGUCAAGUAAAGCAGAUUAUAGGAGGAUCCCUCAAGGACGAUGCACCUGAAGGACUCUGCACAAACUUUGUGUCUUCAGAAUCUCCAAAGUUCUAUGCAGAAUUAUACAAGAAACACAAUGUUACACGUUGUCAUGUCAUUAAGCUCGGACCCAACAAUGAUGAUGCUGCAAAGGAAGCUCUUCAGACCUGGCCUGGAGGACUUCAGGUCGGUGGAGGGAUUACAUCGGAAAAUGCAGUCUAUUGGUUGGAUCUAGGAGCCUCAAAGGUAAUUGUGACCAGUUACCUUUUCCCUGGAGGACAUUUUGACAAGGCUCGAUUGGAAGAAAUUUCCAAAAGAGUUGGAAAGGACAGACUUGUUGUUGAUGUGAGCUGCCGUAAAAAGAACAAUAAGUGGAUUGUGGCUAUGAACAAGUGGCAGACAAUGACAGAUGUGGAAGUUAAUAAAGAAACUUUGGAUAUGCUGUCAGAAUAUUGCAGUGAAUUCUUGGUCCAUGCUGCUGAUGUUGAAGGUCUUUGUAAUGGAAUUGACGAAGAGCUUGUAAAGAAGCUUGGUGAGUGGGUCAAGAUCCCAACAACAUAUGCUGGUGGAGGAAGAACUAUUGAUGAUCUUGCUUUGGUUGACUCUCUUUCUAACGGCAAGGUUGACCUGACAUUUGGAAGUGCUUUGGACAUUUUUGGUGGUAGUGGAGUAACAUUCACCAGUUGUGUGGAGUGGAAUGAAAUGCAUCAAUAA
Molecule: messenger RNA, 771 nt
Organism: Phycomyces blakesleeanus NRRL 1555(-)
Lineage: Eukaryota; Fungi; Mucoromycota; Mucoromycetes; Mucorales; Phycomycetaceae
Exons: 8
Coding region: 1-771 (256 amino acids)
Biological process (GO): L-tryptophan biosynthetic process; L-histidine biosynthetic process
Cellular component (GO): cytoplasm
Molecular function (GO): 1-(5-phosphoribosyl)-5-[(5-phosphoribosylamino)methylideneamino]imidazole-4-carboxamide isomerase activity
Source: RefSeq, a predicted model, not a curated record